Messenger RNA from Scophthalmus maximus (turbot), 1169 nucleotides. Its product is annotated as insulin-like growth factor-binding protein 2-B. Gene Ontology annotation, cellular component: extracellular region. The transcript is spliced from 4 exons. Gene Ontology annotation, biological process: regulation of insulin-like growth factor receptor signaling pathway. The coding region runs from base 51 to 863 and encodes 270 amino acids. Gene Ontology annotation, molecular function: insulin-like growth factor II binding; insulin-like growth factor I binding. NCBI's taxonomy places the organism in Eukaryota, Metazoa, Chordata, Actinopteri, Pleuronectiformes, Scophthalmidae. The record is from RefSeq and is a predicted model, not a curated record.
CCAAGGGUCAUUUCGGAUUUCGGUCACUACUAAACCGAGCGCUUGUUAGAAUGGUCAUAUAUUUUACAUACGGGUUGCUGUUUGCAUGCAUGGCAUUUCCUGGAAUCUUACUUGGAAAUUUAGCUUUCCGAUGUCCGAGUUGCACCGCUGAGCACUUGGCUACGUGCCCCAAAGUCACAGCCGAAUGUGUAGAAAUAGUGAGGGAGCCGGGCUGUGGUUGCUGUCCCAUGUGUGCCAGAUUGGAGGGGCAGCUCUGCGGGGUUUACACGCCGAGGUGCUCCAGUGGCCUGAGGUGCUACCCAAGCACAGGGGCUGAAUUCCCUUUGCAGCAGCUCAUCCAGGGUUUAGGUCGAUGUGGGCAAAAAGUGGAAUUAGACGUAUCGACAAGUCUGGAUCACCAAGCAACAAAUGAGGUGCAUGGGACGGAGAAUCCACUCACCAAGAGACCUGCCAUUGAUUCUUGGCUUUGGCAAGAGUCUGCCAGGAAGCAGCACUUGAACGAGCGCAAAACCAAGAUGAAGACAAACCAACUGGAGGACCCACGGACCCCCAAAAUGCCUCAGGGUGUCUGUGAGCAGGAGCUGGACCAUGCCUUAGAGGAGAUCUCCAAAAUGACCUCUGAGGAUAACAGAGGCCCACUGGAGAACCUGUACGGGCUCAAAUUUCCAAACUGUGAGAGACAUGGAUUGUACAACCUCAAACAGUGCAACAUGUCCACCCACGGCCAGCGGGGCGAGUGCUGGUGCGUUAACCCCUUAACUGGGGUCCAGAUACCAGCGUCACCUAAAGUCAGAGGGGACCCCAACUGUAACCAGUUUCAAGAGGAGUUCAGAGAAAUGCCCACUGCAGCCACAUCACUCUAGCACAGCUCAGCAAACAUCGGGACAGAUUUGGGUUUUCUUCCAACUUCUAUUGAUUGGAUGGUUCUAUCAACAUGUAAAAAAAAAAGGGAAUGACAAUUAGUCCAUCUAUCAAUGACUAGUGACUUCCCUACUUUGUCUGCGGGACUCUGACCCAAUCCCAUUCAUUCUAUACCAAAAAUGUACACUUAAAAAAAAAAAAGAGGAACAAAUAUAAAGUGUCAUUUCUCAUUAAAUGUUCAGUGGCUUGAUGUAGCCUUGUUUUCAUGAUUCUUUGCAAGUAGAUAAUUAAAGGUUUUAUCAAACCCA